AACAACGAUGAUAACCUCUCAUUGGAUGGCGGAUUGGGUGGUGAACCCAGUUCGGACAUCUAUGCCGGGACAGGUAGCAAUAACAACGAAGAAUUGAAGAACCUCAAAAAUGAAAUGAUGCACCACCAUUCGCCGUUGCAAUCGAACAACAACGGUUCACUGGUGAAUGGCAAGAAUGGCAUUGGCCACACGGAUAAAUAUGACGAACUGGAUCCGCUGACUGGCCUUUACAAGCAAAAGCAUGAUAUCGAUGAGUCCGACAGCGAUUCGCACAAGGCAAACGGUGAGGGUUGUGGCCUCUUCGGCUUCCGACCCAAAUGGGCCAGUAAGUUGGCCUCGACCCAUGUCUUUAUGGUGGUGUUUCUAGUCGCCUACGUACUGCAGGGUAUGUACAUGACCUAUUUUGUGUCGGUCAUCACUACCAUCGAGAAGCUGUUUCAGAUCAAGUCCAAGACGACGGGUUUCCUGUUGAGUGCCAGUGAAAUGGGUCAGAUCAGUACGGCCAUGUUGUUGACAUAUUUUGCGGGGCGUGGACAUCGUCCGCGCUGGAUUGCCUGUGGCAUGGUGUUGUUUUCAAUAGCUGCAUUCUCCUGUGCCCUGCCACAUUUCAUAUUCGGCAAAGAUUUGCUGCAGACCACAGCCAUGUCGUAUAAUAAAAAUCGUCCCGAUCCAAUGGAAGAUUUGAUGGCCCCCAACCUGGCUGGCGAUUUGCCAUGGGGUCUGAACAAUGAAUCUAGUGUAACACUAUCUCAGUUGGGUACCCAACAUUUGGAUUUGAAUCUCUGUGUUUUGGGUAAUCACACGCAAAAUUCCACCACGGAAUGCAAUGAGGAUCGCAAAAUCGAACAGGCAUCGCAUUCGAAAAUUACCGUUAUCGUUUUGUGCAUCUUCUUCGGCAGCUUGCUGAGUUCGGGUAUUGGACAAACUGCCGUCUCCACGUUGGGCAUCCCUUACAUCGAUGACAAUGUGGCCAGCAAACAAUCGCCGAUGUACAUGGCCAUAACAAUUGGUGUCCGUAUAUUGGGUCCAGCUUCUGGUUUUAUUGUCGGCUCAUUUUGUACCCGUUGGUAUGUGAAUUUCUCCAAUCCCGGCUUUGAUGCCAGUGAUCCUCGUUGGAUUGGUGCCUGGUGGUUGGGACCAGUGGGUAUUGGCACCUUGAUGCUGUUGUCCUCAAUUGCCAUGUUUUCGUUUCCACGUGAGCUGAGGGGUAAAAAGCCACCACCACCUGCCGCAGCAGAGGGUGAAAAAGUCGCCGAUAGCCCAGCAGAACCUGAAGAGAAACCAAGAUUGAGAGAUUUCCCCAAAACCGUUCGCCGCCAAUUAAGCAACGACAUUUUGAUGUUCCGUACCGCCUCAUGUGUUUUCCAUUUAUUACCCAUUGCCGGUCUGUAUACCUUCCUGCCGAAAUAUUUGGAAACCCAAUUCCGUUUGGCACCCUAUGAUGCCAAUAUGAUUGCCGCCUUUUGUGGUAUUUUGGUUAUGGGCAUUGGCAUUGUUAUAUCCGGACUGGUUAUAUUGAAAUUGAAACCCACAGCCAGAUCUGUGGCAGCAUGGAUUGCCUUGACAGCCUUGGUGUAUUCAGCCGGUAUGGUCAUACUAAUGUUUGUUGGUUGUAAUAUGAAUGAUUUUGCCGGCUAUAAGACUGCCAACAGUAUUGGCCCCGCCACCAUUGAACCAGCCUGCAGUGCUGCCAAUCUCUGUUCCUGUGACAAGGAACAAUUUGCCCCGAUUUGUGGUAUUGAUGGUAAAAUUUAUAUAUCACCCUGUCAUGCGGGCUGUUCGACGGCCAGUAUGCGUAGCAGUGAUAAUCAUACGGUCUUCUCCAAUUGUACAUGCAUUCCAGAUGUUACCGAUCCCUUGCUUACCUCGCUACCCAACUUUGAGGCCAGCAGCGGUUAUUGUGAUAGUAAUUGUAAAAAUUUCAUUGUUUUCAUUGUGAUUUUUGCUGUCUGUGUAUUUAUGCACUCAACAUCGGAGGUGGGCAGCAUGUUGCUGGUAAUGCGUUGCACCCAUCCCAAAGACAAAGCAAUGGCCAUGGGUGUCAUACAAUCGGCCAUUGGUCUAUUUGGUAAUGUUCCUUGCCCCAUUAUCUAUGGUGCUGUGGUGGAUUCGGCUUGUCUCAUAUGGAAAUCGGUUUGCGGUAAACAUGGAGCAUGUUCAUUAUACGAUGCCGACACCUUUAGGCAUUACUUUUUAGGUAUUACGGCUGGUAUUAUGUUCUUGGCCUUUAUUAUGGAUCUAGUUGUUUGGAGUAAAGCCCACCGUAUUGAUAUUGCACCCGAAGAAAAUAAAAAAGAUGGCGAUGAUGGUGACACAAAAUCAACAGAGACUGAAUAUAAGAAGGCAUCAACAGUUGCACCAGAUACCAGAGUAUAA
This is a messenger RNA of Musca vetustissima, 2376 nucleotides long. RefSeq names its product solute carrier organic anion transporter family member 74D (gene Oatp74D). Gene Ontology annotation, cellular component: membrane. The transcript is spliced from 7 exons. The record is from RefSeq and is a predicted model, not a curated record. Gene Ontology annotation, molecular function: protein binding. Gene Ontology annotation, biological process: sodium-independent organic anion transport; transmembrane transport. Bases 115 to 2376 code for a protein of 753 amino acids. Lineage: Eukaryota; Metazoa; Arthropoda; Insecta; Diptera; Muscidae.